UCUGGUAUAUUAGUCAUCAUUGUAGCCUCGUAGUUCACAUCGGCUUUUGGUGUGUUAUUUUUCUGAUUGUCGUACUAGAAAAGGGCUCUUUCAGAGGGUUGCUGUGUGAUGCCAGUGGGGAAUUAGGCCCUGUCCUUUCUCUCCACUCCCCUUGCCCAGUCUCUCCCCGUAAUCCUGGUUCAUUCAUGAAUUCAGUGUGUGGUCGAUGUCACUACGCACUCCUGGCAUCACAGAUACGUUGGGUCAUAUCUUUUAUAUGGAAAGCUGCUGGAGUGCAGGAAAAUACAUUUUCUUCUUUAAGAUAACGUAAAGAUGACCUGUCUCUGUAACACACACACGCUAUCGAUUAGCAAAUAGGUUCACUACGCGGCCGCUCCUUCCAGCAGUGUUUGGGGGAGAGGAGGAGUUGAGGGCGAAUGAAUGCGUGGGAGGAAUUUUAAAGAACGGAGGAAGAAAGGCGGGGUUUGUGUUGUCAGGGGAGGCGGGAAAGGGUAAGUUCUGGACGAUCCAAAUCGGCAGGUCAUCUCAGUGACAGUCCACUCUCAGAAAGUAAGUGGCAAUAGCGGCACCAGCAGCAGCAACCGCCGCCGACACGCAGGGGAGUGGGGGUGGGUGUUGAUGUAGGAGGUUGAAAGUGCUUCCGGUGGCGGACUGGCUGGAUGUGGAAGCAGCGAGGCCUCGGCGGACACCGUGAGAUGACUGUGUCACCGAGGCCGUCUCCCCAAAGAUCUACAAUCAAGCGAAAAUGGCAGGGUGCGCCCAGUCUUAACUGACCUCGACGCGCCGACCGCCAAGGACUUCCUCCAGUGGGUUGCGCUGUCAGCACGUCACACUCGGAGAGACCUCCACAGUAAACGACGCGCGCCAUAGUGGGCAUCACUGAGCCAAAAAAAAAAUAAAUAAAUAAGACACCUGAUGAAUGUGCUGUGUUCUUGACGGAGGGAACUGUGCCUGGAGUGGAAGCUGCUUGCUUGACUUUUUCUGGUUUCGUGGACACCCGGUCUCUUUCACACUUCCCAUUUUCUCUCUCUCUUUGGACCUGCCGUUGACGUGGCCCUAUUGGCAGCCUUGUCUUGAUCGACGGCCCGGAGAAUAUGUGCUCCGAUUUGUUCGAGAAGAGUCCCGAGUGUUCAGCGCUAGGACUUAAAAAAGAGGAUUGGAAAACAGCGUUGGCAGGAAGGAUCAGUGCCCACGCCUGUGCCUUCUGCGUGAACCAUGGCAGAGAGGCACUGCAGGUCUUGCCCUCCUUUCUUGCCUUCUUGCCAGUGGCCUCAUGCUGCUGCUUCCCAGUGUCCUCUUGGAGUAAAAAGUCGAGGCGUUCAAUACUCCGUGUGUCUUCUUCAUUGGUCAAUCUUCUUUCACCAUCCAAACCUCAAAAGCGAAACAGCUCCGGGUUCAAAAUGCCAAACUCACCAGCAGCCAAACAGUGCAUAUCUCCAUACAAAAUUCCAUCACCUUCCCCCGCUCAGCGUCGACUGACCCGAACUUGGAGUGACAUGAUGGCUGGGGGAAGUAGUGUGGCCAGCAUGACUCCACAAGACAUCAAACGGCAAGAGGCCAUCUAUGAACUGUACCAGGGGGAGAUUGAUAUUGUUGAGGACCUUAACAAUGUGAAAAAGCUCUAUCGAGACAGCAUGCUAACGCUACAUCUCUGUACUGCUGGGGAGCUUAGCCAAAUCUUUGGCCCUAUAGAUGAUUUGCUUCCAGUUCAUGAAGAUCUGGCUCAGAGAUUACAAAGACAGCGACAAACAGAUGGCACAAUGCAAGGUGUUGGUCAGCAGAUUCUGCAAUGGGUGCCAAAACUUGUGGUGUACACUAACUUUUGUGCAAACCAGGUGUUUGGGAAAGCAUUACUUGAUGAAAAACGCAGUGAUCCUGCCAUUGAUGACUUUCUACGGCGGUGUCAGGAAUCACCCUUCAGUCGGAAACUAGACCUGUGGGGACUCUUAGAUGGAGCAAGAGGGCGGUUUAUAAAAUAUCCUUUGCUGAUCAAGAGUAUUUUGAAGGAGACACCACAUGAUAAUGAAGAUGCACCACUAUUAAAACAAGCACUGGAGCAGCUGGACCUAAUAAUUCAAACUGCCGACACAUGUACUGGAGAAGCUGAGUGUAGUUUUUACAAGUCACGCCUGGUGUACAUCUAUGAUGAACAGAGAGUUCCUGAAAUCGAGGAGUCUAAAGUUCUUAUGUGCCAUGGACACUUGCGGAACAACAAAGGCAGUAAGUUACAGCUGUUCCUGUUUGAGAAAGUAGCUGUGGUGACCCGUCCCAGCAGUCAAGGUCCACAGGUGUACCGUCAGCCUAUACCUGUUACUCACCUUGUUGUUGAGGACCUUCCUGAUGGAGAGAUUAAGAUUGGCUCAUUCCGAAAUGCAUUUGGACCUGGCCAAACAGCCAAGAAUGUUUUGAGGGUAUCCUUUACAGACAGUAAGAUGGGUCAGUCCCAUACCUUAAUGGCCAAUGAUGAGCAUGACAAACGACAGUGGAUGCAGAGUUUUCAAGCAGUGACAUCACACAUUGUCAAAGUAGGACUGAGCAUAGACCGUGAUAAAAAGUGAGAGAUCAAGAAUGUUGAAUUGUGAUGUCAGCUGGACUUCCUUCAAGCAUGUUGAUUCCCAUGUGUGACACGAGGAUAGAAUGUAGCACAGGGGAGACACCUGAAACUUUUGGAAGCAGCACAGGCUAACUGGAUACAUCAGUCAUGCCACAGAUAUGGAUGUACAUGUAUCUGGAGAAAAACUGUCUUCCUGCAGAAAUAAGACACCAUUUAUGAAUACCUAUUGAUAUUAGGGUUUCAAGUGAUGCUGGGGGAAAAGUUCUGGAUCAUUACCAUGCAUAUCUUACAUGGAGAAUUUCAACAGCAAUGCAUGUAUUUUAAAAAUCAGAUUUACAGCUUUUAUUCGUGGUGUGAAUGCAAGUAGACAAUCUCUGUGGGGGUGAAAAGACAUCCUUGAUUUUGUUAAUUUAAUUUAGAUAACACAAAUGUUCAAGAAUUGUAUGCCUAUUCAAUACACACAGUAUAGUGUAUAGAGUAUAGCACCCUCGCUGACAGCAUAAUGCCAUUCAGCCAGGACUGCCUAGUCUCAUGCUUAACAUCAGCUAUGCAUAUCAGCUUCUCUUACAGUGGAGGUGGGCAGUACUAAACUUUACAGUCAGCCCUCAGUAUUCACAGGGUUAGGGGGGUACAGGCUUCCCCCUCCCACCUCCCCCAAAUGUGGAAACUCCAUCAAAAUAUUAGCCACCCCUCCCUUUAAUGAUAAUAUUGGAAACACAAAGAAAGAAAAACAAUGUACCAUGUAUACUGUACUGCAACAGUAUGUCUUAUAGAUUUAUUCAACAAUAUAAGCAGUUAUGUGGCAUCCUAAGAGCGCAUAGUCUGUAUUUCCAAAGUAAUUCCUAAUGCUGGAACUUUUAACAAAAUUUAACUUUUAUAAUUAAUGUGUAUAUAUGUAUAUUUAUGGAUGUAAAUGAUAAAAGUAUAGUAAAAAUACAUAUAUUUUAUGCAUUUCUUACCAAUUUUUAAAGUUUUCUUUAUAUUUUCUAGUCUAUGCCAUCUACAACUUACUGCAGUAUAGUGCAAAAACAAACUUUUUAUUGAUGGCAGACCUGCAAAUAAUCUAAACAACAUAAGUGAUAACCACAAAUACUGAGGGUUGACUGUACAGGGUUUUAGUAUGCUUGUGCCAGAAAGAGAUCUGGAAUCUAACUUGUACUCUUUGCUGAAGAGAAUGAACUGUGCGUAUCCACUAUCAUUUGAAAGGCCUUUCUAGUGUUAAGUCAACUUCUGCUACACUACUCAGUCAACGAAGCAUGUUUUCAGUUUGUUUGGUGGUUGUAGGACUUUACAACACCACAAGAUUAGAACAUCAUGUUUGGAUCAUCAUGAGACCAAAGAAUUCUAGACCGAGGUACAAAAUGUUUCCUGAGGGUUGGGGGUGAGGGAGAGCUAGAAAGUGUGAAUGGAUGGAAGGAUGUAUUUGUGAUGUGCAUGUGUAUAUAUACACAGUUCUUGAGUGCCAAAGGAAGAGAAUCAUUUGAAAGCACAAUAAGCAGGACUGCUAAUGUUGUGCUUUUGAGAAGUUACACAUCUGUAUUAGUUUGGAUUUGCAGACUGAAGCUAAUCGGAUCAAAAAAGUUUUUCAAAGUAAGCUUUCUUUUUUUCUCAAAUUAUGUUUUCAAAUCCUAUGUUGUUUGCAUACAUGUGUCUGCAGCAAGAGUUGUUUCCAACCAGAAAGUUUGAGCUUGGUUUUUUGUUAGAUUCAGAUUUGCCAUAGUCAGUUUCUGUUUUUUUCUGCUCAUUUCUCAUAAAUGUGUAACUUGUGUGGCUGACACAUCCAUGUCACUGAGGUGGUUUUGUCAUACAAGAGAUAAUAUGCCUGCAUGUGUGUUGAUGUAUGUGGGGCUUUUGACUAUGCAAUACUCAAGUUUUGUUGGCAUAUUAAAAAGUGCUAUGACCAAAGAUGCUUGGAUAUCUGCUGAUAUUUGUUCACAAGAAUUUAAGCCGCUGUACGUUGCAUCUGUCUUUUGUCAUGAAGGUAAGCCAAGCCGAACUCCAUCUUCCUGUCAACAUAUUUUCAUUUUUCAUAAGAAUGAACAAUAUAUUGCAGAAAAUAGCUGCAAUAUCUGAUUAUUUUCAUAUUGAUAGUUUUUCAUUUAGACAUGAAUGAUGCCAAUAUUUUUUGUUAUUUGUUAUGUUUCUUAAUUGCUUCUUUAAACUGUUUAUUAUCCUGAACCUUUUUUUUAUAAGUUCUGAUUCAUGGUCUUCCUGGCUACUGAGGCAAAAAUGAAAUCGUUUUAAAUCGCAUACUUUAGACCAAAUGGAAAUGAGCAGUCUGUCACUAUUAGUAGAAAAGUGCACUUACUCAAAAACAUACAUGCGUGCUAACAAACUACAUUUUAUUCACCAUUCCUCAGCACUGCAAAGAAGCAGAUGUAGCUGCAGUCUACCUUCACUGUAUUUGCACAGCUGAUUUCAGGGUUUGUUUUACAAUGAUCAAAGAUUUUUAACAUUAUUUAUAGCAUGGAAACUUUUAUCUUCAUUACUUCCUCUCUGCUGUCAAGUUUGAUAGAGCGAGUCAAAGCAAAUUUGAGUGGUGCAAACAUGAUGACCCCCUCCAACCUACACUCUUAAUUGUCAUUUUAAUUUCUUUUCCAGCAUGUCUAUGUUUUAUCUGCAUCAUAGUGAUUCCACAUAGGAGCCUAAGGCUCAAAGCUGGCUACAUGGCUAUAUGUUUGUCAAACACAGCCAACACUUCAGUAAAGUUUUGUUCUUAAAUUAGUUGCUCACAAAAGAAAACUGUAAAAUUUUCAGCAGCCAGAGCUCACCUGUCUACAUUCCUUAUUUUUUCACACCAUGUUUGAGUCUAUAACAAGAUAUUAAGCAUAUAUUCAUUGUUAACUCGGCUCAUUUACAGAGCUCAUAAAGAGUCAAAAACCAUGUUUUCUUCAGCAGAAUAGUCGGAGCUCUUAUUUACUUCCUCUGCAGACAUAUUUAGUCAGCUGUGUACUUCUUUCCAAAAUAUUGAUAUGGAGAACUAUCAAUGUAGCUUUUGUUUCCAUGUAAAAUUGCGACAUGGUUAUAUGCAAAUUCUGUACUACCAAGAACCAGAAGUGCAUCUUUCCCUAUCUGAACUAAUAGCUUAUAAAGAUUUUUAUGUUGAGUGCCUUAGGACAAUUUUCAAAAAAAAAUCCAUGUUGGCUACACAGUUUGUCUGCUGCUUGGAUAUGGAAUUAAAGUGCCCUUGUUCUAUUGGGUGUUAAGAGCUAGAUUUUAAAGCAGAGACUCUAUGGUUGCUUUGAAAAAAUUACAAAUAACUCAUAUUUUGCAGUCUGUUUUUCAAAUGUAUUUCCAGAAAUUUAUUGGUCACACCAGUCAUUUUCUUAGGUACUCAUCUGAGGUAGGAAUUGAUGACCACUAUGAAACCUUCCUGUUACUUCCUGCAGUGAUAUUUAGUGUGGGACAACAUGUAAUUUAGUUUCAUGCGCUAUGUCAUUUUGAGUAAACAUUAUACUGUAAAUAUUCUGAAGAUAAAAGCACAUUGACCAAGCUUCUUUCCAAAAAUGUGCUCAGUGAUAUGCAGCUCUUAUCUAGUCUCACCUUAGCUACAACAUUGCCACUUUCUCUCCACAAGUCAUCACAUAACAGUAAGAGUGCCUUGAGUUUCUGUAACUGUGUCAGCUAAGAAGACUUGUGUACAUGUACUUCCAUGUCAUAUUUCACUCCUAUUAACUUAAAUUGCCAAGAAUACAUGGCCAGGUUAUAGUUGAUUUCUUAUCCCAGAAAGACCCCUGCCACCUUACCCCCCAAAGAAACCACCAUCUUGAGCUUUGCAGGCAGCAAGCCUUCUUUCAUUUAACUAAUUCUUACAACUGUUCAUCCAGUCAUAAAGUCUCAUGAUUUGAACCCUGCUAUAGUAAUAUGUAUUUUUUGGCCUUUCUUCAUCAGAUUAGUGCAACAUAAGCUAUCUUCAUAAUUGUGUAAUAUUUUAUGCGAAGAGCGAGCUGCAUCUAAAGGCAUAUCCCCUUCCAGCCAGUUUUUGUUUCUUUUCCUUAGAAAAGACUUUUGGGUGGUUUUUUUUAACCAUGCAGUUCCCAAAGUGUACUUUUUUCUCUCCAUUCACUUACAUUGUGGCUUUUUAUAGCUAAUGAAUGACGAUUUCAUCUUGUAACAUGCAAGUUGACUGGCCUAAUGUACUGUUCAUAUAUUGCAUGCUUAGAUUAACCAUGCCUUAUUCUGCCAGUAGCAACAGGUGCAAUGUCAUAGUUAUGGAGUAUACUCUUAUUAUGCAAGUCGUUUCUAGUUCUUGUUGACGAACUGAGAGAGUGUGUGUUUGAGCGAGGGAGAGAGUGUGUGCGAGAGAUUCAUUCAAAACUGUGUUUUUAAGAGAUGUUCUGUAAACAACGCACAAGUUCAAAAUAAUUUUUAAAACUUUAAUCAUUGUAAAAUUGUAUUUGUAGUCAUAAAUCAUCUGUUUUCAGCACACAACUUUGAAAUAAUAUUUUAAAUUAUCAUUGUAAGUGAUAUAUCCAUAGUAACAUACUGUACAACAUGAUAUGCACAUUUUGUAUCCCCAUGUCUAGCAGUGACUAUUAUUAGGCAUAGUAAAAUAUCUCAGAACCAUUGCACUUCGUUGUUUUCGCAAGAUUAAGCUUGUUUAGUGUGAUGUCAUCAGUAACUUUUUUUUUCUCACCAAUGAUUUUACUUCCCUCAUCUAGCUAUCAAAUGUAUGUCUCUUUCCUCCACAAACUUUUGUCUUCUUGCUUUUAAGUAAUGUUUUUGAUACAAACGAUUUGCUAAAAUUUCCUUCAAGUACAAAAACUUUAAAGUGCACAAUAUAUAAAAGUAAAGUGCUAGUGGGGUGCAAUUUUUUUGUUGUUGUCACGAUUGGGUUCAAUUCUCUGAGCAUGAUAUAAAAGUAUAAUUAUUACAAAGACUAGCUAAUAAUUGAAGACUGAAGAUGAUGGGGAAAUUUGUCUUCUAUUAUUGCUACUCUCAUUGGACCAAGAGACCUAGGCAUUUUUGGAAAGGAGAAAGCCACAAAAUCUAUGAAUUGUCUCACUGAAAUUUUUUUCCACAUGAAUGUGAAUUUAACAAUAAUGACAGUUAAAAUCAUUGGCAAUGACAAAGCAGGAGAAAACAAGGGGAUACCAUAUUUUAACUCCCAUUCCUUUAUUAUUGUUUUUCACACACUGUCUCCACCAAAAUUACAGCACAACUUUUUAAAACAUCAGACAAUAAUUUAUUUACUUUUCUUCAAUUCAGAAAGCAUUCUUACCAUCACAUCAUAUAUAUGUCACAUGGAAUUGAAUCAUUUGCAAACUGUAAAUAUGCUUAAAUUUGAUCUAACCCUUUUAUGUUAUACAGCAAGUGCUAAAACUGCUUAGCCUAUUAGCUGUGAGAGUAUCAAAGUGGACAUAUUUUUUUCAGUGAGCAAAUGAUUCAUAAACUUACUCUUAAACUUCUAAAAAAAAAAAAAAAUUGAUGUCGCAGUUAUUAUAUGGGUAAUGGAGUUGUUUGAUCAGGGACAUACUGUUACAAAUACAAUGGAAAGCAUAAUAAAGAUGCCUGGAAUCCCAGCAUGUGGCAGGGCUCUAUACUUUUUGUUACCAUAGUAAUACAGACAUGGAGGCUGAUGGAAACAGCUGUAUGCUGUUUACACGGGAUUUUUUCCCCACAUGCUUUAAAUUUAAGGCAUCUUUAUCGUCUAAAAGUAAGUUUGAGCUAGUGACUUCAAUCCAAUUAUAGGAUCUGUAUGCAAAUCAUGAUCAUAGAGACAUUUGUGAUGAUUAUGAUAAUUUUUGUAACAUCAUUUCUGGCUCUCAUCCUGAAACAAUGUGAAACAAAAUUAGAAAGUUAUCACUUCAAGUUUUUCUGAUUAUAACCUGUCAAAUUCCUUAAGCUAUGGGUUCAUGCUCAUCUUUCCAUUAAAAGUUGCACAGAUAUUGAAGUGGCAGUCAUAACCUGCAUAAUGUUGACAGUUUAAUUACAGCUCUAAAAAUGUACUUAUUUUGUGAUUUCUGCAGAAAAUUAUGAUAGAGGGCAAGCGGCCAGCCAGAAGCAGUCCAUUUAAAAAGAUUAUUAAUUUUUUUUUCAACAUCUGCAAAAUGUCGUAAGUUGGGUUGAGCAAUAGUGAUGAUUUAUGUAGCAAAAUAUGUCCAUGAAAAAUGUUUGGGUUGUAACUAAGCCAGGGUCGAUAUCAGGUCUUAAUAAAGAGGUAACAUAAAA
Pomacea canaliculata is the source of this 8725-nucleotide messenger RNA. Its product is annotated as neuroepithelial cell-transforming gene 1 protein-like. Gene Ontology annotation, molecular function: guanyl-nucleotide exchange factor activity. The coding region runs from base 1095 to 2558 and encodes 487 amino acids. Gene Ontology annotation, biological process: positive regulation of Rho protein signal transduction. The transcript is spliced from 13 exons. Lineage: Eukaryota; Metazoa; Mollusca; Gastropoda; Architaenioglossa; Ampullariidae. The record is from RefSeq and is a predicted model, not a curated record.